AUGGGAUUCUGGAUGGACUGGGAGCUGUGGGAGCAGAUGUGCUUCGCUCUUGUUCUCAUAUACGGCACAUGCGUCCAUAUCUACAACAACUGGAGGAUAAGAAAGAUCGGAGCGGCAGAGAAGCUGAAGAAAGAAGGGGAAGAAGCGACUGUGGGAACAAAGGAUCUCGACCUUAUACCCUUUGGAUCUCGCGCGCUCGAGAGUGGAAUCGAGAUUGAGGGAAUCUGGGUGUCCAAGAAUAACACUCCCCUGGCGAGUCCGAUUCCGGCUGCUACGCCUGAAGGAACAAGACCGGGUACUCCAUCAUGCAGCAAUCUUGACCUUGGAGCUGCGGCCGUCUCGUCAUUUAAAGCCGAAAGUCCUGCGCCAGGAAGUGCUCUAUCAGUCGACAUAAGAGAGGAGGAGACAUUGAACAAAACGAACGAACAGCGCGAGGGAGCCGCCACAGUCGAAGAGCUUAACAACAAAAGCAGCUCAGGGUCUUCUGGCACAGAAAUUUCCGACGAAUUAAGCCGUCGGCCAUCUCCUCCGGACGAAGCUGAGCGCGAGAGCAGAGAACAACCAUACCUACAAGCAAACCCCAGAAGCGUCUCCCACUCAAGAAAUCAGUCGAGCAGCCAUAUCCCCGUGGAAGGCGAAGACCAUCUACGGGCGCUAUACAGCCACAGGCAGUCCCACGUAGCUGAGACCGGCCAGCUCGGAGGACCAUGGAGACAACAGACCGUUUCCAGCUGA
Molecule: messenger RNA, 735 nt
Organism: Nannizzia gypsea CBS 118893
Lineage: Eukaryota; Fungi; Ascomycota; Eurotiomycetes; Onygenales; Arthrodermataceae
Exons: 3
Coding region: 1-735 (244 amino acids)
Source: RefSeq, a predicted model, not a curated record